Messenger RNA from Aspergillus ruber CBS 135680, 1314 nucleotides. RefSeq lists its product as uncharacterized. Bases 1 to 1314 code for a protein of 437 amino acids. Lineage: Eukaryota; Fungi; Ascomycota; Eurotiomycetes; Eurotiales; Aspergillaceae. Gene Ontology annotation, molecular function: hydrolase activity, acting on carbon-nitrogen (but not peptide) bonds. The record is from RefSeq and is a predicted model, not a curated record. The transcript has 3 exons.
AUGAGGGCCACCUACAAGUCAACUGUUCUGAUCAUCACGAGCAACAGCACGAAGCCUUGGACCUCGCAGGGGCCACACCCGGAUAUCACUUUUAUCAAUGCGAAUGUUGUCGAUGCUGAAGCGAGUAAGGUUAUCCCCCAUUGCAACGUUCGGGUCAAAGAUGGCCUAAUCGGAAAUAUCACCACUGGGGAUUCAUCGACCAUUAAUCCAGAGUCAAAGGUCGUCGAUCUGCAAAACAAGUACAUCUGCCCUGGUAUAAUAGACUGCCAUGUACACCUUACAGUGACCCCUGGAAAUGCUGCGCUCAAGGACCUGUAUGCAGCAAGCCCAAACGCCAUCGCUUAUCGUACUGCACAUGUUGCACGAGAAAUGCUCUUGCGCGGCUUCACCACUGCACGCGAUACUGGAGGUGCUGACGCCGCUCUCCGUGAAGCUAUCGCGGAGGGACUCAUCCCGGGCCCUCGUCUCUUCAUCGCGGGAAAGGCGCUCUCACAGACCGGGGGGCACGGCGAUUUCCGUGCCAGUUACCAGGACAGUGAGCACAAAUGCUGCGGUGGACAUUCCCCAUCCUUGGCUCGAGUAUGUGAUGGAGUUCCCGAAUGUUUAAAUGCUGUUCGCGAUGAACUGCGCCAGGGAGCCGAUUUCAUCAAGAUCAUGUCGGAGGAGAUUCGAGCGAUUACCACGACAGCAGCGUAUUCCAAGACAUAUGUCAUGGCGCAUGCUUAUACGGUUGAAUCCAUCCGACACGCUGUUGACAACGGGGUUCGUGGGAUUGAGCACGGAAACUUAAUUGACUGCGAGACGGCUGAGUACUGCAAAGAAAGAGGAGUCACUUUCACUCCAACAUUGGUGACCUAUAAUGCCAUGACACAGCCUGCUUUUUCUCACUUCCUCGAUGAAUUCAGCCAAAAAAAGAACCAAGUAGUUCUUAAGGGUGGUCUUGGUGCGUUGGAGAUCCUCCGUGAUGCUGGUGUGACCAUGUGUUAUGGGUCAGAUUUGCUGGCUGGCUUGCAUGUUAUGCAGAAUGGGGAGUUCUCCAUCCGGGCACAGGUGUUAAGUGCUGGGGAGGUUCUAAAAUCGGCCACCGUCAACGCAGCCAAGUACAUCGGGAUGGAGGGCAAGUUGGGUUCCGUCAAGACGGGGAGCAUCGCAGACUUGCUGGUCCUCGAUGCUAACCCGCUGGAGGAUAUUGUUAUCCUAGAUCGUAUACACGAUAGUAUGGUUGGGCUUCUGAAAGAUGGAAGAGUAGUUACCUACAAGUUGGAUGGAUUGUCGGUUGAUCGCAUAUACGAUCCUUGUGGGGUUCAAGCAUGA